AAUUAUCAUAUCUGAGUUAGGGUCACAAUAUGAGCCAGGCGUUAGCUUAUUUAAGGUCAUAGGCUCCAAAUCAAUGCCAAACUAGGGUUUUGUACUUUUGUUUUAUCAAGAUAAUUAAACCUUUUAUAGUAUUGGGCCAGUUCAUUAGCAGUUGUGUCUGAAACGUGGGUCAAAACCCAAAAUUAUUCUCAACAUUGAGAGGGCAAAGCCGAUGUUUGUACUUGAACCAUCCUGAGUCGAUCCGCACUACAACUGGUCCGACGAAAAACCCUAAACCUGAAGCCAAAACUCAAGUUAAGGACGAUGGCGUAUGCUGCAAUGAAGCCUACCAAGCCUGGUUUGGAGGAGCCCCAGGAGCAGAUUCACAAGAUCAGGAUCACUCUCUCUUCUAAGAAUGUGAAAAACCUCGAAAAAGUUUGUGCUGAUUUGGUUCGAGGUGCCAAGGAUAAGAGAUUGAGAGUUAAGGGACCAGUGAGAAUGCCCACCAAGGUUCUUCACAUCACAACUAGGAAGUCUCCCUGUGGUGAAGGAACAAACACAUGGGAUCGAUUUGAGCUCCGUGUUCACAAGCGAGUUAUUGACCUCUUCAGCUCCCCUGAUGUGGUCAAGCAGAUCACUUCUAUCACCAUUGAACCUGGUGUUGAGGUGGAGGUUACCAUUGCAGAUUCUUAAAUGGCAUAUGGUUUUUGCUGUUUGUGUUUUCCCAUACUAGUGUUCAAGUGAAGAUUCUAUUCUGUUUUGUGGCUCCGGAUUUUGUUUCCUUUUUGUUACCUAAAGAUUAUGUUUGGAUAUUUUAUUUAAUGCAUUAUUUGACUUUAAA
Messenger RNA from Durio zibethinus, 820 nucleotides. Its product is annotated as small ribosomal subunit protein uS10y. The record is from RefSeq and is a predicted model, not a curated record. Gene Ontology annotation, cellular component: ribosome; small ribosomal subunit. NCBI's taxonomy places the organism in Eukaryota, Viridiplantae, Streptophyta, Magnoliopsida, Malvales, Malvaceae. Gene Ontology annotation, biological process: translation. Gene Ontology annotation, molecular function: RNA binding; structural constituent of ribosome.